AUGCGUGAGAUAGUGCAUCUGCAAGCCGGCCAGUGUGGCAAUCAAAUUGGAUCGAAGUUCUGGGAGAUAAUAUCUGACGAGCACGGCAUCGACACGACCGGCCACUACCACGGCGACAGCGACCUGCAGCUCGAGCGAAUACAGGUGUACUACAACGAGGCGGCUGAUGGAACUCGCUUCGUGCCUCGCGCCGUCCUGGUGGACUUGGAGCCCGGGACCAUGGACGCCAUCCGGUCUUCCACCUACGGCCAGCUGUUCCGGCCUGACAACUUCGUCUUCGGCCAGAGCGGAGCCGGUAACAACUGGGCGAAGGGCCAUUACACCGAGGGAGCGGAGCUGGUGGACGCUGUCAUGGACGUCGUGAGGAAGGAGUCUGAAGGCUGCGACUGUCUGCAAGGGUUCCAGCUGACGCACUCUCUGGGCGGAGGCACAGGAUCCGGCCUCGGGACGCUGCUGCUGAGCAAACUGCGUGAGGAGUAUCCCGACAGAAUCGUCAACACCUUCAGCGUCAUGCCUUCACCCAAGGUGUCCGACACAGUAGUAGAGCCGUACAACGCUACCCUCUCCGUGCACCAGCUGGUAGAGAACACAGAUGAGACCUUCUGCAUCGAUAAUGAAGCGCUCUACGAUAUCUGCUUCAGAACUCUACGACUCUCGGAGCCUACUUAUGGAGACCUUAACCAUCUCGUGUCGCUGACAAUGUCCGGAGUAACGACAUGCCUCCGGUUCCCCGGACAACUGAAUGCGGAUCUCCGGAAGCUCGCCGUGAAUAUGGUGCCCUUCCCUCGCCUACACUUCUUCAUGCCUGGUUUCGCUCCACUGACCGCCAGAAACAGCCAGGGCUACAGAGCUCUCACAGUCCCAGAAUUAACGCAACAGAUGUUCAGCCCCGGAAACAUGAUGACGGCGUGCGACCCGCGCCACGGGCGCUACCUCACCGUGGCCGCCAUCUUCAGAGGCCGCAUGUCCAUGAAAGAAGUCGAUGAACAGAUGCUCACUGUACAGGAUAAGAACUCCAGUUACUUCGUGGAGUGGAUCCCCAACAACGUGAAGGUAGCGGUGUGUGACGUCCCGCCACGCGGAGUCAAGAUGGCGGCCACCUUCGUAGGCAACUCCACGGCCAUACAGGAGAUCUUCAAACGCAUCUCGGAGCAGUUCACCGUUAUGUUCCGACGCAAGGCGUUCCUCCACUGGUACACCGGCGAGGGUAUGGACGAAAUGGAGUUCACGGAAGCCGAGAGCAACAUGAACGACUUGGUGUCCGAAUACCAGCAAUACGAGGAGGUGGGCGUAGAAGACGGAGAAUUUGAUGAGCAAGAAGAAAUGGCCGGAGAAGAUUACCCCGAGGAAGGUUAAGUUCUAGUCAACUUCAUGAGGUGCAUAUCUUUUGCUACACUCUGGACGCCACAAAGCGCCACGAAAUAAUAAUAGUAUCUACACAGUGCACAAAAAUCAAAAACAUCUUUUUAUUUAACAAUGUGUGUAAAGCCUAGUUGAUCAGUAACUAUUAUUAAUUUUAUAAUAAAUUAAUGCCUACAGAAUUUAAACAAAAUAUUCUACUCUGUGAAUGUGUUUAGUAAAACGGCCCACUUUGACGGUUACCAUUAAGGCCCAAGAUUUACUUGUAUCUUUGUAUGAAUAAACUGACAACGCGGCUUUAUAGAAAUCGACAAAGUGGGACGUUUUCCCGUGCACUCGCAUAUGCUGCAAUAAGAGUAGAUCAGAGCGUGCGCAGACAGAGAGCGGUCUGCGUUCUGUCAGAGUUCCGCGUUCUGGUGACCGUUGACCGCUCAAGAGUUCCAACGCACACAGGCGGCGUUCACACUCUCGCGUUCUAGUUUCGUUUGUGUCUUUCUACAUGCAACAUGUCACUGAAAAGUUCGUUUCCCUAUGAAGAAUUAUUGCUCAAAAAUUCCACCUAUUAAAUUCUCCUUACAGAUAAACAGCGAUUCGAUAUUUUUAUUCGCAUGUCGAUGAAUGUGUAAAAAUAAAGACUGGCUGUAUUUCUAGGACAUUGUAAUUAUUUAUUAAGGAUAAAAUAAACAUAACAGCAUUUCGUCGUGUACUAUCCGUAGAUUCGACCUCAGAAAUCCUUCCUUUUCCUAACAAAUUCAUUAUUUUUUCUGUGUUUGCAACCUCAGACAUCCCCGCGUUCCGGUGUUCUCUAUCUCGGCGGGAAAUGAACGCUAGAACGCGGCGUUCCGCUUUGACCGCCGCGGGCAGAGUGGCAGACUGAACUCUGAACGCGGAACGCAGAACUCCCGAGCGCUCUCUGUCUGCGCAGGCUCUCAGAGAUAACUCUACUAUGAUUACUUUUAUGCACAGAGUGUAGCAAACAACCAAUAAUAUGUGAUCAAAUUAUGAAUACUUGAGUAUAGAAAUUCGUACAAACUUCCUUUUUCUAUAAAAUGCAAACGGAAUGUCCAAGUGUUAUUACAUUAAAGUACUUAAAAUAAGAUCUAUUGUUAUAAAAAACAAGAUUCGUUUAUUAAUGUUUGAGAAUAUAUAGAUUUUUACACUAUUAUAGAAAUCUUUAUACAUAGAGUUUUUAUGUAUUAUAAUUUUAUUAUACAUUAUAAUCCUUGUUAUGUAAAUGUAAGUAUUCCUUACAUAGAUUUUCCUUCUUUUUGUUAAGAAGUUUUAAUCUAAUUGUUGAUAAUGUGCAGUGUUUUAAGAUUUUGAAUUUUCAUUUCACCCGCAUAAAUUAACUGUUAAAAUAUUAAUGGCCAGUUAAUAAGCGUUUAUCAAUACACAUAUAUUUUCAUUUUAUUGAUUUUUUACAAAAAAAUCUAUAACAAUUGGCCAAAGGAUGAAUUUGGUAAGUGUUUUAAAGGGUGCGCCCACGAGCGACAAAGUUGCUCGGCGACUUUUUUGUUGCUCACACCUAGUCUAUGGGAUAGUAUGAAAGUUGACAGACCAGCAAGUGUGUGCACUCUCAUACUAGCCCAUAGACUAGAUUUGAGAUACAAAAAAGU
Molecule: messenger RNA, 2975 nt
Organism: Leguminivora glycinivorella
Lineage: Eukaryota; Metazoa; Arthropoda; Insecta; Lepidoptera; Tortricidae
Product: tubulin beta chain-like
Exons: 12
Coding region: 1-1356 (451 amino acids)
Biological process (GO): mitotic cell cycle; microtubule cytoskeleton organization
Cellular component (GO): microtubule; cytoplasm
Molecular function (GO): GTP binding; structural constituent of cytoskeleton; GTPase activity
Source: RefSeq, a predicted model, not a curated record